Molecule: messenger RNA, 972 nt
Organism: Merops nubicus (carmine bee-eater)
Lineage: Eukaryota; Metazoa; Chordata; Aves; Coraciiformes; Meropidae
Gene: CIMIP2A
Product: family with sequence similarity 166, member A
Exons: 7
Coding region: 1-972 (323 amino acids)
Source: RefSeq, a predicted model, not a curated record
AUGGCAGCCCCCGAGGAGAACAGUCUCUUCCCUCCCCACCCCUACCACAUCCCUGGCUAUGAGGGUUUCAUCCCUCAGUACAGGUACCGCUUUGGGGAGACUUUUGGGAGAACCACACACCGGCUGCUGACGGAUCCUGCUGUUAGGAGGAGCCCUCGCCCCUUGCUGGCACCCCUGCACAAGCAGAAGUUCACUGAGGACUUCAGUGAGACGAAGCAUGGGCUCCAGGGGUACCUCCCUGGGCGUCCAGGGUACUUUCCAUAUGGGAAAUCUGGGGCUGCAACAAGCUUCCCUGAACGAGUCCUUGGGCCAAAAUCUCCCCUGCUGGAGCCAAGGCCUGCAGAGGAUGAGCUGGUGGUGACACACAUGGACCCCGUGCCCGAGCACCACCCCGGCCAGUACGCCCCGAGGGCACCAGUGCCUCAGGGGUACCCGGGGAGGGUCUCAUCCGAGGGGCAGGACUGGAGACUGCCCGAGCUGCCCCCGGCUUGUGGACAGGAGCAAAGCUGUGGAGCUGGGCAGCUUGGUGGGGCCUUGGCCAGGAGCAAACUGCCCAUAAAAAUGGACGAUGAGACUCUGCCAGAAGUGGCUGCAACUGCAGACGUGAAGCAAGAUAAUUGGUUACCAAAACUGGAUAUACCAAAGGUGAUCCAAGAGAAAGUCAUUCCAGGGUAUGCUGGAUUCAUCCCCCACCUCGCCUUGAUUUAUGGUGUGAACUAUGUCCAGAGUGUGAAGGAAGCAAUGGCCAGUUUUGACAGACAGCAGUUUUUGCUGAGAUACCCAUCUUCCAGCUUUGGCAAGAGAUUCCCCCCAAACUACUGGCCUAACAACAGGAUUUACACCAGUGCUGGACUGAUACCUUUCUACGCAGGCUUUGUACCACACAACCGCGACAACUACGCGCUCACCUUCGGGAACAGCACCCGCAGAGCUUACCAAAAGGAACAAAAGAGACGAGCUUUUGCACUGUGA